AUGGCCGAGAAACAGGAAGAAGAGGACGUUCCGAACUCUUCACAAGGCUUGACAUGUCCACUGUGUCUUGGUAUCUUCGACGAUGCAACCCUCUUGACUUGCGGACAUACCUUCUGUCGAGCCUGCCUCAAGAAAUACGACCUAUCCCACCAGGAUCUUGAUCACAUGGUCUGCCCUCUCUGCAGGACAGUGACGAAGUUGUCUGCAAACCGAGUCGACGAUCUCGUCACCAAUGUGACGGUCAACGGACUCGUGGACGAUUAUCAUGUCAGGUCUGGUGGGACAAAUGUCAUCCUUGACAUGCGGCAAAAGUGCACAGUCUGCAACAUCCAGGUAGAGGCCAUCACUUUCUGCACUUCAUGCAAUGUUUACAUGUGUAUUCAAUGUCACGUUGGCCACAAACAACUAAAGCUGUUCUUCGAAGGUCAUGAGAUCGUUUCUAUCCAGGAUAUAAUUGAGGGAAAUUUCAAACCUGGUCGUCGCUUCGAGAAAUGUUCAGCCCACAGACAAGAUAACAAAGAUAUGUUCUGUCAGGAUUGUAAGAUACGCGUCUGUUUUAAAUGCGUCGUCAUUGAUCAUCGAGAUCACAAGAUAAAAUCACAUAAGGACUUCGAAAAGGAUAUGCAGGUUAAGGUGAGUGAUCUUCUACAUCGAUGUCAAGCGAAGAAAUCAGACCUGGAGAAGAACAUUGAGACAGACAGGACACAUCGUGAAAAAGCACACAUUGCUCUUCAGCUACUACGUGAAGAUGUCGGCCAAGCCUGUCGUAUCAAGGUCAAGCAUCUAGAAGACAACCGAUGUGCACUCCUUGAGGAGAUUGAUGCUUUUGAGCGUGGAUAUGAUGACGCCUUCAACGGUCUGAAAUCGAAUGACCGACAGAUGAAGAGCGUUUGUAGUUCGGUAGAUCUGAUGGCUCUGGUGGAUAAUGACAGACUAGGAUGUCUCGAGACGGACAGUCUGUCUGCUCACACAUUCCUUUGCGAAGAGAUCGAUGGCUUGCUAAAGGAGGCUGUUGAUCAAACCUCUGCAGCAACCAUAGUGAAGAAGGCACUGAAGCAUAUUAGGUUCCAGCCUGCGGCUAACACCAGUCUUGACCUCGGGAAUAUCUCAGAUCCAGAACGCGAUCAACAACUGUUUAGAUCAGCACUAGGUACUUGGUAA
Messenger RNA from Strongylocentrotus purpuratus (purple sea urchin), 1161 nucleotides. RefSeq names its product E3 ubiquitin-protein ligase Midline-1-like. Gene Ontology annotation, molecular function: zinc ion binding; ubiquitin-protein transferase activity. The transcript is spliced from 2 exons. The record is from RefSeq and is a predicted model, not a curated record. Lineage: Eukaryota; Metazoa; Echinodermata; Echinoidea; Camarodonta; Strongylocentrotidae. Gene Ontology annotation, cellular component: chromatin; nucleoplasm. Gene Ontology annotation, biological process: positive regulation of DNA-templated transcription. The coding region runs from base 1 to 1161 and encodes 386 amino acids.